GAUCAGUCAGUAAAAGUCAAAUUAUUGCUACUUAUGCUUUUCAACAAAAAAAAUCUGUGAACUGCACCGAGGCUAGCGAAAUGAAUUUGAUAAAGUUGAUUUUAUGUGCUUGUUGUGUUCUUUUUACGGGAAAUUUUGAAGUGGAUAGUUAUGACUUGGUUGAAUUGAAUAAAGUUGGUGAAAAUCGUGGUAACUCAUGUGAUCAAAAAGAGCCCCUUCGCCGACUAAGGCGAGAUGUGGCUCCACCAUCUGAGGGACAGACAAGCUUAGUGUUCAUUUUCGACGAUACUGGAUCUAUGCAUGACGAUUUGAAGGAACUCCGAAAAGGUGCUAAGAAAAUUACCCAGGAAUUCGCGAAUCGCGAGAACAACCCAAUAUAUGAUUACAUUCUAGUGCGUUUCAACGAUCCAAUUGUCCGACCCACCAUUAAAGUCAAUAAGGCAAGCAAAAUGUUAGAAGCAUUGGAUAAAAUCACGAUAGAAGGCGGUGGAGACUGCCCCGAAUUGGCGAUGCAGGGUAUCAUUAACGGUAUGAAUGAAGCCUUGCCAAAAUCCCAUGUUUUUGUAUUUUCGGACGCCUCUGCCAAAGAUCAUGCUCUGCUCAAUAAUGCAACCAAAAUUGCACAGGAUAAGCAGAUAACGGUUACUUUGUUGAUCACAGGACAUCACUGCCACCCCUUAAAGGAUUACGACGCUUACACUGAAUUAGCAAGACGAACGCAUGGUCAAGUGUACAAUAUGGCGAAAAAAGAUGUAGAGGAUGUAGUAGGGAGCAUUGUUGAAGUUCUAGACACUGGCCUAGUACCGAUUGAAUCAGUUUACUCGGAAACAGGAGGAACACACGAUUUUGAUAUACAUGUAGACUCAUCGAUGAAAAAAAUUUCUGCGACUGUAUCGGGAGAGCACCCCAAAAUUGACGUUUAUGAUCCACAUAAAGAACUGAGCAAAGACGUGAAAAAAGUGUUGGAUUUGGAAAAAGUUAAGAUGGUCAAAGUGGACGAUCCAGAGGUUGGAAAAUGGGGUGUUAAAACCUCAUCUACUUCACCCCACUCGAUAAAAAUUUCAGGAACCAGUGACAUUCUUGUCCGCUACGGGUUUUCGUUUAUUGUUCCUGAAGAGUUUUCCGAUACAGCCCCCAGUCCUAUAAAAGAUAUCACAAAUUAUCUAUCCGUAUUUGUAUGGAAGAAUAAAAGAAACCACACAUUCACCCACGCUGAACUCGUAAUUGUCACUCCGAAAAUGGAAAAAUCCCAUUCGAAUCAUACCCUGCGAAUUUUGGAUCCUUCCAAUUGUGAUCCAGAUCUGUGUAUACAUGUGACUACUCCCUUUGUACCGCCGUUGGAUACUUUCAAAAUUUACGUUAGAGGCUUAGACUCAGAUGGGAAUGCGGUAAAAUAUUUGGUAUCAACAAAUAUCAACGCAGUGGAGGGAGAUGAACUGAAACCAAAAGUUAAAAUAACAGAAAAAGAGGUGAAAGUGAAAGAAGGCGACAAUGUACAGUUGAUUUGUAAGGUGUCAUCUUUGAAAAGAGCUGAAAUAAGUUGGGUAUUCGAAGAUGAAGUAGUGAAAGAUAGUUCAAGGAGGCGCGUAAAUUUCAAGAGAAAUGAUACCGCACAUUUGGACUUCUAUGGUGUAACAUUAGACGAUAUGGGAAGCUAUUUUUGUCGUGCUAAAAAUCCAUAUGGUCAGCAUCAUGAAAAAGUAUCACUCCUCGUCGAUCCAAUACCCUGGGAAAUCGAUAUGGUCCAGAAGAAUAUGCAAGCUAUAGAAAACGAAGCAGAUUUCGAAAUUAAAUGUACGAUCACUCCUGAAGGACGGGUAAUGCCAGUGCAGUGGCUAUUCAAUGGAGCACCUCUAUCAGACUCUGUUAAUUUCACGGUUACAGGACGAACUCUAAAGUUCUAUACAGUGAAUCGAAAACACGAUGGAACUUACACUUGCAUCGGAACUCAUAAUGAGAUCUCUCAGAACUCAACAGGAUAUUUGAAAGUUCUUUAUCAACCAGAAAUAUUAGGACCGUUAUUAGAAGAGCAUGUUGUGAAAUUCGACGACAGGAUUGUGUUGAAUUGCACAGCCGAUGGGAAUCCUAAGCCGACUAUAAAGUGGACACAGGAAAGUGGAGAGAUCUCAAAUAGUAUCAUUGAGAGAUUUACACCAAGUCAUUAUGGAUCCCAUAUAUGCGAAGCUUCAAAUGGGGUUGGUAAACCAGCGAAGAAGUAUGUGGUUCUAAAAACUAAGUAUGGCCUAAAACCGAAAGUUCGAAUGGAUAGGGUUGAGGUGUCUGUAAGUGAAGACGAAGGUGUUGAACUCACUUGUGAAGUAGUUUCAGCAAAGCCAGUUAAGGUUAGUUGGAAAUUCAACGACGAACUAGUAACCCCUAAAGAUGAGAGCCUACAGAUAACAAGCGUUGGAGACAUGCACUUUUUGAAGAUCCCUAGAGCAGAACUGGAACAUGCUGGCGAUUACACUUGUGCAGCAGAAAAUUUUAACGGUACAGAUGACGGGAAGGUUCUUCUUCGAGUGAGAGAAUUACCGCUUGAUAUUAGAAUGGCAGAACCUAAUAUGGAAGUGUUGGAAGACACAAAAUACGAAAUUGAAUGCAUUGUUUCCCCUGCUAAGCGUAAACUUAACUUAAAAUGGUUGUUCGGCGACAGAGUAUUGCACAAUUCAGAUGAAUUCCAGAUGGUAGGGCACAGCCUUCUCUUAAAACGGGUUAAUAGACGUAAUGCUGGUAACUACACAUGUACGGGUGAAUUUUAUGGAAAGACGAAAAGCUCAACUGGAUACUUGAAUGUUUCGUUCAAACCUGAGAUUAUUGGACCAGUCAAAGAAAAACAUAUCGUCGAAUUCGGAGCAAAGAUCAAUUUGAAUUGCACUGCGAUUGGCAAUCCGGAACCGGAAAUUACUUGGUUUCGAGAAGAUGGAUCAGAAGCUAACGGAACUAUUGAAAAAUUCAGUCCUAGUGAUUACGGGAAUCAUAUUUGCGAAGCCUUCAACGGGGUUGGUAUCCCUGCCCUAAAGGUUGUUUUUGUUGAUAGCAAAGCUGCAAAGAAACCUGAAUUAAUCCAUUCCGACUACUAUCAUGAAGUCAGAACUGGGCAAAACCUUACUCUAAAAUGCGGAUGUGAACAAUGUGGUCCAAUUCUUUAUAAAUCGUGGUCGCGUGUAGCAACAGAUAAUCAAACCGAAAUAACAGGUGUCGAGGGGGUUUUGGAAGAGGAUACCAAAAACUACAAUUUUGACCUGAAAUUAGUGAAUACGAAGUCUUCAGACACUAGCAGAUACAUGUGCACAAUUGCAAACGAAUAUGGUAUCGUCCGCGAGACGAUGCGGGUAGAAGUUCUCGAGGAACCAACUAUAAUCGAAAUACUUCCGCAUGGUGCAGAAAGCGUUACUAACGGCUUAGUGAAAGUGAAGCGGGGAAAGGAAGUUAUGCUAACUUGCAUGGUACUGGGCAGUCCGACACCGGUAGUGCGUUGGUACAAGAAUGGAAGGAAAAUACCACCUGCCUCUAAUUUCAUGGAAAAUACAAUCAAAUUCGAACCGGCAAUUGAAUACGAUAUUGGGAAAUACACCUGCAUGGCCACCAAUAAACUAGGCUCCGCUUCCAAAGACGUGUCACUCCAUGUAAUACAUUCUAAUCUGCCGAUGAAGACAAUAAUGAUAACCGAGGAAGGACAAACUAUCAGCUUGACCUGCGAAAGUCAGAACUUAGUUUUUAACGAUCAGCCUUUAGACGUAGCCGACCGUCGUUUCCACUUGAUCGAGAAUAAUGUGGUUUUCGUUGCCGCAUAUCAGGACAGUGGGAUUUAUAAAUGCAUAACAUACAAUGAAGGUAUAGAGACGGAAAUCGAAACUGUUCUAAUAGUCCAAGCUGCUCCUCUGAUAUUCCCAAGUGAAGACGACAACGUUCGUAUCCGCAGGAACGGAGAAGCAGUACUAAAAUGUGGUACUCGCGGAAAUCCUCUGCCAAAAUUAUAUUGGACCGUGAACCGUCAAAGGGUAAAGAAUUCAGACAAUUUCGAAGUCUUGAAGGGUGGUGACUUAUUGAUCAAGAAUGCGCAAGAGAAAAACAGCGGGUAUUACAUCUGCCAUGCCUCCAACAAAGUGGGACAUGCUGAACGAGGAGUUAAUGUGACCGUAACAGAACCUCCGAAAAUUAUUUCCAAGUUCGACACAAAUAUUCACGUGAAGGCAGGAGAUAGAGAUUCACCGAUAACCUGUAUUGCAAGUGGGAAACCCAAGCCGAUGGUCACUUGGUAUAAAGAUGGCAGAGUUCACAUAGCAGGUCGCAUCGGAGAGAAUUAUCUGAAUGUGGGAUCAUAUAUGAUCUCUGGUAACUAUACCUGCGUGGCGAAAAACGUUGAAGGAGAGGAUGCCAGCUCAAUUCAAAUAACGUCUCAGGGACCGCCCCUUCUCAGCCCCGGAAGUCAUCUGACCAAGCACCAUUUUGAAGAAUACUCAGAUAUUAGCCUGCUUUGCCCAUACUCCUAUGCAACUGAUGUGACUUGGAUUAAGGACGGUGUUGAAUUUAGUGGAAGUCCAUCCGGAGACGUUGAACUUUAUAAUAAGGUAUUUGCUAGACCGGAGGAUAGUGGCACUUACACUUGCGUAGCUUGGAAUAGAUUUGGUGACAGAAAUUUCACGCAAAAAGUCACAGUUUUCCCAACAUUUGAUCCUUACGUGAAUGGUGACUCAUAUAAUGAUAUAAAACGGGGUUUGGUCGGACACGAUUUGACAUUAGAUUGUCCUUCUGCAGGGGAUUAUGCUCCACGGACUAAAUGGAUACACAAUGGACGAAUUAUUUCAAUGCGAAAUCAGCUUACUCUGGCAAACUUAAAAUUUAAUGACACUGGCAAGUACGAGUGUAAGGACGUCGAGGAGUACGGCUUAGUAAAUCGAAUAUUCUUUGUACUUGUCUCAGGUCCACCAGAAAGUCAAAUGCCUGCAACUAACUGGCUGGCCGUAAAAGAGGGUGAACUGGUUGAACUAGAAUGCUUAGUCUAUGGUGAACCGAUCCCAAAGAUAACGUGGCAGCGAAACAACAAGACCAUCGACGAAAAUGACACGAUUUUAGUAUCGAAUGCCAGCACAGAAAUGGCGGGCGAGUACAAAUGCUCUGCCUCAAAUGAGUAUGGAACAGUUGAGAUUUUGCACCAUGUUGAAAUUCUACGUAAGCCCAAAGUGAAAGUGCUAAAUAACAACCUAAAGAUCCGCGCAACGGAUGACAUAUCGCUGAAUUGCGUUGCAGAAGGGAAUCCACUUCCAACUGUCAUCUGGACUUUGAAUGGUAUUAAGUUAUUGGGGUCAGAUGUCAAAUUAAAAAUUCCCAGGUCAGGAUAUCAGUCCAUUGCACUGGAUGGAAAAAAUGUUAUCCCAACCCCCGCCAACGCAAACUUUAUUAGAGGGAAACUAACGUACAGCAAGGCGAAGGCAAUAUUAACCAUUCAACUAAAGGACAAACGGAAGGAAGCAGGAACUUUUAUUUGUCAUGCCAUAAAUGCACUUGGAUCUGAGCAAAGUGAAGCCACGGUUGACAUCAUUGAACCUCCACUGCUAUUGAAGGACGAAUUAGCCUCCGAAAUUACAAUUUUAGCCGGUCUACCGCUCUUUCUACCAUGUCCGUGGAAGGGAGACCCACAAACAGCAGUAAAAUGGCAGAAGAAUUCGGCUCCUUUUUAUAAAGGAGUAUCUCACGAUCAGGGAAUAUUAUCGAUAGGAGUGACAACGGUAGCAGAUAGUGGACGCUAUUCGUGUUCAGCUACAAAUAUUGGUGGAGAAGCUACGAAAACAUUCGUGGUUAAAGUUCACGGUCCACCUUUCUAUGAAAUCAACCCAGCUAAUUACGAUAUUAUUUUGAAAUGUCCUCCCAUUGCGGAUGAAGCCGGUCAUAUAAUUUGGGAGGAAAUGCUUCUUGAAGAUGAAGCAAACGAAACCAAUGUUCUCUCCGAAAAUUCAGAGGAUUUGAUUAUCAGCCAUGAUCUUCCCGCCUCUAUUUACACCUGUUACCACGAAAACUCAGCUCCUGGAGAGAACCCUAAAAAGCUUGAAGUACAACUCCUCCAAACACUCCCUGUAGAAUAUUAUGAGACGAAAAGAGUUGUCAAUGUUGGAGAUACGAUAAGCAUGUAUUGUCCUUUGGUAUUAGAAAACCCAAAAACGCGGGUUUACUGGUUCAAGAGUGGCCUUCGCAUUAUGAAAGUUGCAGGACAAUUCUUCUCGAAAAACGGAGCGGUGCUUAAUAUUCGCAGUGUAAGCAGAGAAAGUGAAGGCACCUAUAAGUGUCGAACUGGACCAGGGAAAAUGGAGCGAGGUGUUGUUCUACGAACAAAAAGAGGUACACCUGGUUGGUCCAACUGGAGCACCUGGACACCUUGCACUAGAAGUUGCGGAAAAGGAAUGAAAACUAGAACAAGAAAAUGUUUCGCUCCCAAUGGAGAAUAUGUGGAAAGCGAUGGUAGGUUCUGCGCAGGGGAGUCGAUUGAAAUGGAAGCUUGCAAUGAUUUUACGUGUCCGGUAAGUGGUGGUUGGGGUGACUGGUCGGACUGGUCGUAUUGUCCAGCAAAAUGCUGGGAUUCCACGUUGGAACCGAAGCCGAUGAGGCAGAAAACCAGGACUUGCAAUUCACCCCCGCCAUCAAUGGGCGGACAAUUAUGUUUAGGUGCAGUAAAAGAAGAAACGGAGUGCAGUAUUGAACCGUGUCGUAUCGAUGGAGGAUGGUCAUCCUGGAGUAGCUGGAGUGCUUGCUCGGUAUCUUGCGGCGUAGGAAUCAGGACACGUGAACGAACGUGUAAUAAUCCACCUCCCCAAUUUGGAGGGAAAAGAUGCAUGGGUACUUCUACUGAACGGGAACCAUGUAGACAUGAAGAUUGUCCAAUUUCCCCAGGAAUAUCACACAUCACUGAGGGAACUCCAGUUGAUGGGGGAUGGUCAGCAUGGUCGGAAUGGGGUAGUUGUAGCGUAUCCUGUGGCAAUGGAUGGAAAGUUCGUCAACGAUCUUGUACGAAUCCCUCACCAAGAGAUGGCGGUAGACCUUGUUUCGGUCGAAAAAUGGAAACAGAGGUUUGUGCAGAACGUGCCUGUUCAGAUGGGAUUGGUUUUGAUACGAGAAUGUCACUAUAAAUUUAUAACAAUUUAUAAUAUGUUAUAUGUGUAUGUUAGCUUAAGCCAGAUACAUAGACAAAAAUAAAAUAAUCAUGUUAAU
Hermetia illucens (black soldier fly) is the source of this 7203-nucleotide messenger RNA. Its product is annotated as hemicentin-1-like. Lineage: Eukaryota; Metazoa; Arthropoda; Insecta; Diptera; Stratiomyidae. The transcript is spliced from 38 exons. The record is from RefSeq and is a predicted model, not a curated record. The coding region runs from base 81 to 7121 and encodes 2346 amino acids. Gene Ontology annotation, cellular component: plasma membrane; cell-cell junction. Gene Ontology annotation, biological process: axon guidance; cell-cell adhesion. Gene Ontology annotation, molecular function: cell adhesion molecule binding.